Molecule: messenger RNA, 2379 nt
Organism: Plasmodium vivax (malaria parasite P. vivax)
Lineage: Eukaryota; Apicomplexa; Aconoidasida; Haemosporida; Plasmodiidae
Exons: 2
Coding region: 1-2379 (792 amino acids)
Biological process (GO): magnesium ion transport
Cellular component (GO): membrane
Molecular function (GO): magnesium ion transmembrane transporter activity
Source: RefSeq, a predicted model, not a curated record
AUGGACUCCUCGUGGACCCACGCCAUCGGGGUAUGCUUAAGCACCGUCGUUUCCGUUGUAGAGGCAGUUGGAAUCACACUGGUGAGGAAGAGCCACAUCAUUUAUGCAAAAUAUGAGAAGCUUCUCGAGGCGACCGAGUGCGAUAGCGCCAGCGAGGGGGAUGAAAGCGGGGGAGAGGAAAAACAGGGGGGAAAAAAAAGGAAAAUGAAGACGAAAAGGAAAUGCUCCUUUUUAAACAUUUCGAUAAAGAGUCUACAAAUCAGUGGACGCAUUUGCCACCGAAAGGGGAAGGUAAAAGAAAGCGAAGACGGGGGGCACCAGUUGGUUAAGAGGACCCCUUCGAGUGGCACCAACGGUGGGGAAGAUGGAGAAGAAGAAGAGGACCCACUAAGCAGCAGCCUCAUGGAAAAAUCGUUAAGCGUAAAUUUAGCACCCCGAGAUGGUAGCCAUUUCGACCAGGGCUACUUUUCCCCAUUUAAUAUUUCCUCGGAGGGUGAAAAAAUAGGCCCGCGAAAAUAUGCCUACAUAACACGGACGAAUAACCCGACGGAAGAGCACAAACGGGAAGAAGGCGCCAAGCAGAGCCAUCAAACCAAGUGGGCCAAAAAUUGUGAUGACUCAUCUGCCGAGUGGCUGAACGAACCAUUGGACGUCCACCCGAGUAGUUGUCACCUCGGCGGGGAAAAGCAUCCACCUAGAUGGAGCAACCUUUCAGCGAGGGGAAUAAAUAAAAAAGUGAAAAGGAGGGAGAAGUGCUUGUGGCUAUCGAAAGGGCCCACUUCUCACACGUUAGGGAAGCCCAAACGAAGUAUUUUUUACACCCCCUUCUGCAGUGAGAAAAAGGGCAAAGAAUGGAAGAGGCUCCUCAUUCUAAAUGGCCACUGUAGGAAGAGCAAAACGGGGGUGGAAGGGAAGAACUAUUCUACAUGUGGUGAUUCCACACAAAGGGGACUUCCCCAUUUGGGAGUGACCCCCCCUGUGGAAGAUGCAGCUGCGGGGCCUCACAACAACAACAUGAUAAUGAUGAGCAUUUCGCACAUAAAAAUGUCUACGCCUUUUAAAAGUGAAAGCCCCAAUAGGGGGGUGCCUGAUGGGGAUAAAAUGUAUUACUGCUCGUUUCGGUCCGAUCGGUUCGCAGACAGGCUGAGUGGCGACACGGGGUGUAGCGAGCAGGAAGGGGGCGCGCGCGCCGAGGCUUCGCUCAGCAAAAAUGGGCAUGAAAAUGGGCUACAAAAUGGUCGUAAAAAUAGCCCUCAAAAUAGCCCUCAAAAUGGGCGCGAAAACUUGCUGGGGAGGCCGGGGGAAAAGGAAAAAUACAGCGACGAGGAAGAAAUCACGAGGUGCUCCAGCCUCAAAAUGGAUCACGAGAAUGGAGGUGGCUGCCCGGACUCCACCACCACACAUCUGCCAUCAGAUGUCGAAGGUGCUCACUCGAAUGUAAGAACAAAAAGCUACAUUUGCUUCUACCUAGGAAUAGCCCUAACAAGCUUUAUAGCCCCUGCCCUUAACAUAUUCAAUAACAUAUUUCUGCCUAUGUCUAUGGUCGGCUUCGUCAGCGUGAGACUCAUGUGCUCAUUGCUGCUGGAAAGAUUUGUGCUGAAGGAGCAGCAAUCAAUUUACUUAUACGUGGGUAUCCCUUUUUCCACCCUGGGCCUAACACUAAUCACCGUGUGCUCUGCCAGUGAUAAUACCUUCAAAGAUUUAGAUUCCGUUUUGGGGUUAUUCAUAACAGGUGAAUCGAUAGCGUUGCUCAGCUGCGAGAUGUUCUUCGCCUUUAUGGUGGCCUUUCUUUCGGUGAGCCACUUAGACGCAGGCACUUCCACAGAAUGGGGUGGUGAACACACACAAGGAGGGGUUCCCUCAGAAGGGGAGCUCUUUAGCUCAAAAUUUAAUGCGAGUAUACAGCGAGAGGGUAGACAUCCAAAUUGGAAGCGAAAGGGGGGGAGUUUUUUCUUCUUCUUCUCCCCCGUCUCAUCAGGAAUUAUGGGAUCCUUGGCGACCAUUUUCUCCAAGGCGACCUUCAUCGGGCUGGUGUCCGUGCUGCUAAACGAGCAGUUGACCCUACGUCAUUUCUUUUUAAAUUAUAAAGUAGCUCUCCUCAUUAUCCUCACCAUCAUUUGCUCCUUUGCCGAAAUUGCAUACACGCCCUUUUUGCUAAAGUAUUACACCCUUACACAUGUAGUGUCGCUGAAGAGCUUCGGGAAUAUCUCCUUCAAUGCGGUCAACGGGAUGGCCAUUUUCGACGAGAGACCCUCGUGCGUGUACGCCUGGACCUCCGGCUUCCUCCUAAUCCUCGUGGGAAUCAUUCUCCUAUCAUACAAAAACGUCAUCCCCAAAGCGCUGCGCCUCUUCAACCAGCAGUGCCGCCAGAAGGCAUGA